GUUGCCCAUAGCAACAAGAUUUCAAACAGUGCAAAGAAAAUUUCAACAGAAACUAAAGCUCCAGUGACAAGCAGCUUCACUAGCAAGACAGACGGCACUUUUACGCACGGGAUAGGGGCUGUAUUCUUGGGGCAGGGCAGCAAAGAUAAACAAAGGUUGGAGUGGAGCCCAGUAUUGACACCUCUCAAAGUGCUAAGGGUACACCCAGAUAUUUCAGAGAUGAAAAGUGAAGAAGAAGGGACAUCCUGUCCCAAAGGGGUGCUUCAGUUGCUGUCUGAACUGGAGCAGGGUCAGCGGGAGUUGGAGAGCUUGCGGGAACAGCAGAGCUCGGAGCUGGAGCACAUCUCCGCGUCUUUUGAGCAUUCUAUGCUGGCAGCCCUGCAACAGGAACGGAGUGUGAUCGAUAAAGUUGAGCAGGAUUACCGAGAGACAAGAAGGCGACUGGAGCAGCUUCAGAGGGAGAAUGAGGCAGCGGUGAAGGUCAGCCUGGCCAGGAUUGAUGAGAGGCUACAGGGCCUUGUCCGGAUACAUGCCCAGAUCCAACGGGGAGAAGAGGGACAGGGCUCCUGGCCUGAACACAAUCUUAGCAAAACAAUAACGGAGCUGCUACCCCAGGUCCUAUCUUUGACUGUAAAACAGGUUAGCUUCCACCCGAACCCUAAACUCCCUCCUCCACUUGGAGAGAUCCGGAUCCAGACACAGAUACUCCACUUCCCCAUAGCCUUUUAUGAGGGGCAGCAGAAUAGACACAGGGGUGCCUGGUACUCCAGGCAAGGGAAUGGAGAACAGAACCCGACAAAGAUAAAUGUUGAUCCCCAGCACAGAACCAGGGAGGAGAGAGCAAGAAAGAGGAGCCCCGAUCUGGGAGGCAGCCAGGCCUCAGGGCAGGGUCCAGAGACAACAGGGGAAGACUCUGGGAGUGUUCGGGUAGUGAAGAAGAUCUAUAUCUCUCCAAGGGAUGACUCUGAGGAAACAAAUCCACAAAUAUGUCAUACAGAUAUAACAACAAUCUCACUGGAGAUGAGAAAAGAGUCAGGGGUGAUUGGUCCCCAGGGGAACACCUCUCUUUUUAGUAGUGUACCAACUUCUGGAGAGGGUGGCAGGGAGGUGGCAUCAAAUCAAGGUUUGAACACAGUCAAAAAGGGCCAGAAUGGGGAGUCUAGUGGGUCCCAGACACCACCCCCUGGGGUUGCAGCCUUAGAUCUAUCCUCUCUGUCUCACUCUCAUGCCAUUGAUUCGUCUGCAGGCAAACCUGGAACAGGGAAAUUUGCAAGGGAGGGAGGAGGAAGAGAGGAAAGUGACGAGUGGAGGUUACCCAGCUCAGAUUUGGACUUGUUUCAGGCAACUCCCACAUUCUUUAGUAAUGAAGAGUCAGAUCAGGAAUGUGUGGGAGAAACUCGGGUGGAGCAGAGGAGUGCGGGGAGGAAUGAGGGUGGAGGCAGCUCCCCCUCAUGCAGAGCACAGGUUAUCCUGUCGAGCCGCCUGCCUUCUGCCGGUCACGAGGGGGCAGUAGAGUGGGCAGCAUACCGGGGGUCUGCAGAUUCUGUGGACAGUGGGGGGAAUCCAAAGCAGGGCUACUCAACAAGGAGACACAACAGCGUUCCAAACUCCCAGUAUAGCCAGCAUAGUGAGCAAUCACCGCCCAGGGAGUACAAAUCCAACAAAGCUAAUACUAGACCUAAGCAGAUGGAAAGUAUAUUCAGCCAGAAAGAAAGUAGAUCCGGUCAGGCAUACAUUAGAUCUCAUUCUGAGAAUUCUAGAUGCAUCGUGAGAGGCUACAGGCACAACUCUGGAGGGACACAGACAACCCAAGCUGGGAUUUGGGACAAUCCGAUUAGUCAGAGUUGUCUGGAUCUGUCCCCGAAUUGUAGGCCCCCUCAGAUAUGUCCUGAGGACCCUUUAGAUAGACUCGGAGAGACAGGAAGGACCCCAUCCCCAGCAGACAGCAUUGAUUCCUCAUAUACCUUUAUAGUCAACUCCCCCAGGGAUCACAAUAUCUCUCCCCGGAGCGUGGGACGAGGACUGCACCUCUCCAAAUCUACAGUCGACCUGUCUAGGGGGGGCCCUCCUCUAAUUGAGGCAUCAGGGGAAGGAAGGGGGAGAAAGAGAGAAGUCAGAGGAGAAAGUAGAGAGGACUCAAGACUAGGAAAAGUUUUAAGGCGGCAUGUACCUAGCACCCCUCCACCUUCCAGUCGGGGAGCGAAUGGGGCACAGCCUGGGUGGGCCUCCAAACAUUCCACUGUUCCUGCACUACAGAGUAAGAACCUGCCCCCUACUUAUAAUGUACAUUGUACUCCCCGUCUUGUUUCAAGAUCAAUCUCCAUGUCUUCUAUUGAAAUUCCAGCAGCCCAGUCAAAGCAGGAGAGCAUAAGGUUGAGAACAUCCCAGUUAGUCAGCGAGCAGCAGAGCAGAUUGGGAGUGGGAGGUAAAGGGGGGAGAGUGGGACUGGCUAAACCUAGAAUCAAAGAGGAAGAGUGUGAUUUGGUGGAGCAGGGAGACAGGGAGGGGAAAGGGCAUCUGAUCAGACAGUUUGGAAAACUUGGCUCGGGCCGGGCAGAGUUCAGUCUACCAAGCGGUGUUCACACAACGCCACAGGGGCAACUCUACCUCGUGGAUUGUGGGAAUGCUCGGCUGCAAGUAACGGACAGGCGUGGUAAUGUCCUGCAGCAGGUAUACGCCCAGGGGAACGAAGGGGUCACAAGGCGCAACCGCCGCUGCCGGAAUUACUUUGACGUGGCCGUGAAUGGGAAGGGCCUGAUUGCUUUAAGCUGUGCUGCAGAGCGUGCGCUGCUGAUAUUCAGCCGUCAUGGGCGCCAGCUACAGGCAUUUGGGGGUGGGGGGGACGAAUUUGAGGCCCCAAGAGGCGUGACAGUAAAUAACCGUGAUGAGUUCUUGGUAGUUGAUACUCGACGUGGAACACUCACCUCCCUCAGGCUGGAACCGACCUCUGGGCGCAGGCUCGAGCGCACUGUGGUCCCUGGCUUCAGCAAGCCUUAUCUGGUGGGGACCUGUCUGUACACAGGGCUAGUGGCUGUCUCGGAGAGGGGGAGUGAGACUGGGGGAGAGGCAUGUGUAAAAGUACUGGGCCCUGAUUGGAACAUAAUUAGGGUCCUGGGGUUAAAUCCAAGUCUGGGCCCUGUGCUUUCCUGCCCCUGGGGGGUGUGCAUCAACAGGGAAGGGGAUGUGCUGGUGGCAGAUUGGGGUAAAGAGCAUAGAGUGUUGCUUUAUCCCACCCAGGGAAAAGGGUGGACGAUAGUAAGAGAGGGGUUGAGCAGCCCCAGAGGUCUCACCCUCCUGCCAGAAGGACAUCUAGUGGUGGUAGAUAGCAUGCACAACUGCAUCAAGAUUUUCCAAUAUAAAUAAAAUACCUGUAAUAAAUUGACAGCCUUUUUAUGAAGUUUAAGAUACCUAGUGUCCUCUAUCAGAGCUGGAAAAAAGCCAGUUUUUGCUACCUCGCAAUCCUUAAAGCGUUUAAUCUUGGCCUACCGAUGAUGAAAUUGAACACAAUUGACAAUUUGAAAAACAUAUUAAUGAUCCAAUACAUUUUCACAAGAUUUUAUAUUUAAAUCCACAUUUCAUGUGUAUGGCUUAACGCACUUUAGACCGCAUGUUUAAAUAUGACAAUAACAGCUUCAGUGAGUCUUAAUUGGUCAAGUGCAGCAAAGUUUGUACAGUACCUGCCAAUCAUGUCCAGGAAAAAUAAAUAGGGAACAAGCAAUCCUCAGCUUUAGUAGAGACCUCAAAGCUAAACUGAUAAUUUCUUCUUUGUGCAAAAAUUCUAUUAUUUAAAGAAUUUGUAUUCAAUAAAUGCGUUUGUGAAUAAUUAUAUUAAUACACCUAUAGUUAAAAAGUGUUUUCAGUAAGACAAACAGCUCUACUUAUCAUAUAAACAUGUAGCUCAUUUUAUAACCAUGUUUCUUUUUAGUACAAGUGGAUACAAAUUCAGCAGACAUACUUUUUGAAAAAUAAUCAUUUAAUUAAACUAACCUUUUAUCAUGUAACCUUUUUCCAUUUUUUUAGUUACAUAUUUAGAAUGUUUAACACAAUGCUUUAUUGUACACAGAAAUAACAUUUCUGUUUAAAAUUCACAUCAAGUGGUUCUAUUUAUUUGAGUGACAAAAUUAGUACAGCUGUUAGUCCAAAGAAUCACCGGACUACAUGAAUAUCUUGUUUUACUAUCCUACAGUUAUAAUUCUCACUGGUCUCGUGUGUGUUUAAAAAAAACAAAAAAAAAAACACACACACACACACGAUCUCAUUGCUUACUGCUUCUCCCUUGUGCUGCUGUAUGUUUCAUUGUUGUGUUUUAAAGGAACAUUGUACGUAAUAUCCAAAAUAAUGUAACAUUUAAAAUAAAUACAAAAGCAAAAUAAACAACAUCACUCAACUUCUUAUAAUUCAUAGUUAAGCACUCUGUUCAGUGGACAAAUUCUUGACUGUCAAUCUUAUUUGAACCCUUCUAUUCCAAACCUGCUUGAUUCCCCAGACAGCCAAAUAAGAACACUCGUUCACAUACUUCACAAAACAGAGGGGUGAUACAUUUGACUUACAUUACAAUUGGAAUGAGUUUGGUAGUUUCACUUGUUUACCUCAGUAAAUGUUUGUUUACAACACGUAUAAUUUCCCUUUGCAUUUUCAGGAAUUAUGGUUCAUUCCACUGUUAACAGGAUGCACAGAAACAGAACAAAAAUCGAGCCUUAAUAAGAACCAACAAUUUGAGUAACAUCCAUCCCUAGCCACAGCUGUAAAUACAGUACUCUGUAUCAUGAGAAAUGAUUUACCUAUCUGAAAAAUCAGGUUAUACCUAGGAAAUCUUUUUCAGUGACAGAGAGGUUUGAAUUCAGCAGUAUUCUGUGGUUUGGACAUGUCAAUCAAUUUGGACAAGCACCUUUUGCAGGACAUCUAGAGUUAUUUUUUGUACGUUCAGCUUUUAUGUUUGAUCUCAUAAACUUACUUUAUUUAAAAAAAAAAAAAAAGAAAGAAAAAGACAGCGACUUACCUGCACAUCUAAUUCACCACAUGCAGUUUAAAGGUUGGUAUACAAGUAUGUUAGAAAAAUAGCAAGUCUCAGGUAUUGUAGUUUUACUGUAUCCAGUAAUGGUAUCCUGAACUAUUUAAAAGUAAAUGUUUGAGUGGAUUUACCUUAUCUGAAAGUAUUUACAUCAUUCAUUAACAAAGAAUAGGACUGGAGGGCAUCAAUGUAAAAUUAUAGAAAUAUAUUCCAGAAAUGCAGCAGCAUGUUUGAAGGUACUUGGUUUUUAAAAGAAUACCUUCAUAUAAUUGUUACAUGGUUAACCUGCUAAAGUUGUAUUAACUCAAAAAACAAUUAGAUUCCCGCUUGGGGCUAAUAGAGCUUGGGCUCUUGUAUAGGUCACUCGUGUGAGGACUCUUAAACACUUUUUACUAUACCUUUUGUGAUUGAGAAACAAAGCAUACCUCUGAACAUGCUAACAGGCAAUGGAAGCAUACUGUAAGACUCUCUCCUAAAAGGACGUUUUCCACCCUUAUAUUAAGGCUCUGUUCUACAAAUUCUGAUUACCGCAUUAGCACAUAAUGUGAAUGACAUGUACAAUUUAGGCCAACUACAUUGACUGCCAAGGGUGAAGUGGAUAAAGGCUGUUGUCUCCUGGCACUACAAUGAGACUGGAAUGUAAACAUGAAUUUAAGUUUCUCACUUGCUCAACUGCAGUAUGAGGCUCACAAGAUGUACCGGAGUCCAUUCUGUUUCACUCCACCAGGGGGCAGAAGAGUGGGUCCUUCAUUCUGCAGUGUGUUUUGGCGUGACAGAAGAAAUAUCCACCCACCCUACAACACCUCCCCAAUUACUGGCACCAUCCUGCAGGGGUGCAGCAUUCACACCUGGAGAUCACCCCCCACUCAGCAUUGCUGAUUGAACACCUGUGCACCAAUCUCACAAACUGCCUACAAAACAAAAACGAUGAGUAGUCCAGAACACCAGCUAGUCCCCAGCCUCUACAUGCCAUUGUCUCCCUGCAGUACUGAAAUGUGCAACAGACAGUGUUUAGUUAAUGUUACUUUUGGAUACUCACAGGCCUCUGUUCUUAGCAAUGAUUCAGUGAUUAAAUGCUGUGCAGGUGAUUAGAACACGUGCAAUUCGUAAACUUAUAUUUCUGCCAUAUUUCACAAUACUGAAUUUUAUUUCUUUAAAGAAUGAAUGGUAUUUAUACACUAACAGGAUGUUUUUUUCUUUUUUUUAUUGCAGUAGGAUUAUAAUUGUGUGGAGAUCAGGGUAAAAUGUAACCAAAACAGAACAGCUUUGUGUGUUGCUUUCUUUCUAAAAAUAAAUACAAUUAUAUUAAAACUAAUUUGCAAGUUAAUUGCAAAAUCUUAAACCUGUCAGAGGUAUAAUUCUGUAGUGCAUAUACACAUCUGUGAAAAAUAAAACAACUUGCUGAACAGUCUUGCUUAUCUGGAAAUUUAUUUUAAAAGGUAUACAGCCAAAUGUUUUGCAUCACCCUAUAGAAUUAACUAAUUUUGCUUCAUAAAGUCGAAUGAAAUCUGCUACAUAAUGUUACGUUAACAUAUUGAAUUAAAUACCGCUUGUAGUUUUUCAAUACACUUGUUCAUUUGUUAAAAUGACAAAUUUCAAAAUCUAACAUGAAAUACUGUACUGUUAUGGCUUCUGGUAGACUUCUGCAACAUCAUGUUGUAGUUUU
Messenger RNA from Polyodon spathula (Mississippi paddlefish), 6677 nucleotides. RefSeq lists its product as uncharacterized. The transcript has 2 exons. Gene Ontology annotation, biological process: proteasome-mediated ubiquitin-dependent protein catabolic process; protein polyubiquitination; negative regulation of translation. Bases 220 to 3363 code for a protein of 1047 amino acids. The record is from RefSeq and is a predicted model, not a curated record. NCBI's taxonomy places the organism in Eukaryota, Metazoa, Chordata, Actinopteri, Acipenseriformes, Polyodontidae. Gene Ontology annotation, molecular function: ubiquitin protein ligase activity; translation repressor activity; protein binding.